UUGGCUUCCUUCCCCUCCCCCAUUUCCUGCCCCCUCACCCGCCUCAGUUGAGGUGAGCAAGACCAGCACCAGUUUCCACCUCUCAAACCCCAACAAUGUCUCUGUGGCCUCUUCUUCCCCUGUCCCCACACCCCUCCCCUUUCCUCAACUUUUAGGCUCAAGUCGAGGGUGUGGGAGCUAUUUCCAGCCCAGGAGUGCUUGAAUCUGCCCGGCAGAGUUCACUGAGUCCAACCAAAGCUUAGUUGUUGGUGGUGGCCUGGAGGGCAAGGAGGCCUGUUGACUCAUUUCUGUCCCUCACUGAGCUGUGUGUCUGGGCUGGGGUGCCUCAGAGGCCUGCAGGAAGCCCAGAUGAGGCAUCGCUUUUCCACGACUUUGCCAGUGUCCACUUGUCCCCAGAGGGAAGUCAGGGCUGAGAGGACCCCUAGAGGCCAUCUAGUCUGAAGGAGGUAGGGUGAUACAGUGGAAGACACGUGGGGUCUGGAGUGUGAGGACCCCAGUUCAAAAGUUAGUUCUGCCUCUGAUCCCUUGUAUGAUCUGGGACCAGUCACUGAAUUCCUAUAGAUCUGUUAGGUGGGAAGCUCCCUGUGGGCAGGGGCUCUUUUUUGCUUCUUUUUUAGGGCUUAGCACAAUGGCUGGCACUUAGGAGAUGUUUAAUAAAUGGUUGGUGACUUUCUUCAUCUGUAAAAUGGGUGGGUUGUACCAGAUGGCCUUUGUGGUCUUGCAUCUCAAAGUCUGUGAUUCUCUAUCAUUUCAAUCCCUUCAUCUGGAAAAGAUGGAAAUUCAAACUCAAAGACAAGGUCACAUAGCAAGUCAGUGGUGCAUCAGUCCGUGUGGGAGGAGCUGGCUAGGGAUGGAAGGGGAGAUGACUUCCCCUGCUGAGUCCUCCCUGACUGUUGCCUCCCCCGGUUCAGUCCAGAUGUUCCCAAGGCCCUCCUCUUCGUAGUGCCAGACCUUUGGGCACCAGACGACCAAGGUUUGGGAAGAGAUUUCCUGAGGGCAUCCUUGGAUGGGAAGAAAACAGAUCUUUAUUUUUACUACUCUUUAAAUAAAAUUUGUCAUUUCCUUCAGUGAUGAUUAAAAACAACAACAACAUUCUGAGAGGGAAUCCAGAGGUUUUACCAGCCUUCCAAAGAGGUCCACAGUACAAAAAAAAAAAUGCUAAGAACCCCUGAUCGAGUCCAACCAGCUCACUAAACAGAAGAAGAAACCACUUGAGAGGGGAAGUGACUUACCCAAAGUCACAUAACACCACCCUACGUCUUCUGACUCCAAUGCUCUCUAUAGUCUGUCACCCCCUUUCUCCACCUACAUAUAUUAGGAAUUCCCUGAUGGGGAAGCCUGGAACCCCCUGUGACCACAGCUCCCUACUAUCAGGCCCCUGGAUGUUGGGGGGUGUGGCUGGCACUGUUGUUCUGGGCUUGUGGUUGAGGGAGGGCCUGACUUGGGUUCUGGGGUUGGCUGCUGCCUUCUUUCUCACUCACUCUCUCAGAAGGAGGCAGGAAGUUGGGGUUGGACGUGGGCUGGUUGCUGAGAAGUCAAAUUGAGGCAGUGACAAGGAGUUGGAACCCUCGUCCAUCCUCCGGGUGGUGAUGGGGCUGAUGGACCCGAAGGACCAUGUGAGCCGGGCUCAGUGAACGUACCAGGCAGGAGCCCACCAUAGGCAGGGACCAUGGGCUGCUGCUGCAGCUCCAGCCUCGAUGAGGACUGGAUGGAAAAUAUCGACGUGUGCGAACGAUGCCACUACCCUAUUGUUCCAUUGGAUGCUAAGGACAUGCUCCCAAUGAGGAAUGGUUCUGAAGUGCGGGAUCCCUUGGUCGACUAUAAUGGCUUAGACCCACCUGUGUCUCCGUUACAAGAUAACCUGGUCAUCGCCCUGCACAGUUAUAAACCCUCCCAUGAUGGGGACCUGGGCUUUGAGAAGGGGGAGCAGCUCAAGAUCCUGGAGCAGAAUGGAGAAUGGUGGAAGGCACAGUCCCUGACCACUGGCCAGGAGGGCUUCAUUCCCUUCAAUUUUGUGGCCAAAGUUAACAGCCUGGAGCCUGAGCCUUGGUUUUUCAAGGACCUGAGUCGGAAGGAUGCUGAGAGACAACUUCUGGCCCCUGGGAACACCCAUGGAUCCUUCCUGAUCAGAGAGAGUGAGACAACUGCAGGUUCCUUCUCACUCUCUGUGCGAGACUUUGACCAGAACCAGGGGGAGGUGGUGAAACAUUACAAGAUCCGCAAUCUGGACAAUGGUGGCUUCUACAUUUCCCCCCGAAUCACCUUUCCUGGUCUGCAUGAGCUGGUCCAGCAUUACUCCAAAGUCUCAGAUGGGCUCUGCACUCGAUUGAGCCGGCCCUGCCAGACCCAGAAACCACAGAAGCCCUGGUGGGAAGAUGAGUGGGAGGUACCAAGAGAGACGCUGAAGCUGGUGGAGAGGCUGGGAGCUGGCCAAUUUGGGGAGGUCUGGAUGGGGUACUAUAAUGGACACACCAAGGUAGCUGUGAAAAGCCUAAAAGCGGGCAGCAUGUCCCCUGAUGCCUUCCUGGCAGAGGCCAACCUGAUGAAACAGUUGCAGCACCAACGGCUGGUACGCCUGUAUGCAGUGGUCACGCAGGAGCCCAUCUACAUCAUCACUGAAUACAUGGAGAAUGGGAGCCUCGUAGACUUCCUCAAAACCUCAACAGGGGUCAAACUAACCAUCCACAAAUUGCUGGAUAUGGCUGCACAGAUUGCUGAGGGCAUGGCCUUCAUUGAGGAGCGGAAUUACAUUCACCGAGACCUUCGGGCAGCCAACAUCCUCGUGUCAGACACACUCAGCUGUAAGAUCGCUGACUUUGGCUUGGCCCGGCUAAUUGAGGACAAUGAGUACACAGCUAGGGAGGGAGCAAAAUUUCCCAUCAAGUGGACAGCUCCUGAAGCCAUCAACUACGGGACAUUCACCAUCAAGUCAGAUGUCUGGUCUUUUGGCAUCCUACUAACAGAAAUUGUCACCUAUGGGAGGAUUCCCUACCCAGGAAUGACCAACCCCGAGGUGAUCCAGAACCUGGAGCAGGGUUAUCGGAUGGUGAGGCCUGACAACUGCCCAGAGGAGCUGUACAAACUGAUGAUGUUGUGCUGGAAGGAAAGGCCUGAGGAGCGACCUACCUUUGACUACUUGAGGAGUGUAUUAGAGGACUUCUUCACUGCCACAGAGGGCCAGUACCAGCCCCAGCCAUGACCUUCCUACUCUGGUCUCUGCCAUCCCAGGCCCUGGCCCACUUCCCCAACUUUAUACCCUUACCUCCUAAAUGACCCCACUCAGACUGUGACUGACACAGGAGCUGGGUCCUUCUCAAGAGUCUGGGAAAGAAAGGGGGCAUCCUGCCUGAGGUGCCCCUCUCCCAUCAGGAUGGAGGCAGGGGCUUUAUCAACUGUGGCAACACACUUAAUCUGCCAGGAGAAGACUUGGAAUUGAACUCAUUCUUUGUGCCCUCCGCCCCCAACAUUUUACCUCCCAGACUGAUCUUCUUUCCACCUCUGUCUUCUUCUUGAUUUGCCAGGAGGAAAGGAGAAGGCUGGAAUUUGCCUCAGCCUUUCGAUUCUUUUGUCUACGUGUAUUCUUUGUCUAUUUAGACUGGACUCACUUUCUCAGACCCCACAAGAUUCAAGACUUUUAGCAGUCUUUUGAGGGUAGGAAUUAUUCUUCUAAAUUUCUGUAUCUCUCUUAGACCCUGCCCUGCACACAGAAGACAUCCAAUAAAUGUUAACUAAGAA
This is a messenger RNA of Monodelphis domestica (gray short-tailed opossum), 3735 nucleotides long. RefSeq names its product LCK proto-oncogene, Src family tyrosine kinase (gene LCK). The record is from RefSeq and is a predicted model, not a curated record. Gene Ontology annotation, molecular function: protein binding; protein tyrosine kinase activity; ATP binding. Lineage: Eukaryota; Metazoa; Chordata; Mammalia; Didelphimorphia; Didelphidae. Gene Ontology annotation, biological process: protein phosphorylation.